Messenger RNA from Drosophila eugracilis, 2852 nucleotides. It is a transcript of the gene inc, whose product is annotated as BTB/POZ domain-containing protein KCTD5. Gene Ontology annotation, molecular function: cullin family protein binding. Gene Ontology annotation, biological process: protein homooligomerization; proteasome-mediated ubiquitin-dependent protein catabolic process. The record is from RefSeq and is a predicted model, not a curated record. NCBI's taxonomy places the organism in Eukaryota, Metazoa, Arthropoda, Insecta, Diptera, Drosophilidae. Gene Ontology annotation, cellular component: Cul3-RING ubiquitin ligase complex; cytoplasm. The transcript is spliced from 5 exons. The coding region runs from base 406 to 1041 and encodes 211 amino acids.
CAUCGAAUCUGGGCACAUUGCUCUAUUGUGUCCAAAAAAAAAUUAAUGAAUUAAUUAAUUAGUCCAAGUUAACUAAAAAAAAAUAGGCGAAAAGCAGCAAAAACAGCGUGCCGUAAGUGGAGUGACCCCAGAGCGGAAAGGAAGCAGCGACAGAGGCAGAGGAAGAGGCGAAGGCCAGACAACAAAGACGCCAACGAAGGGAAAAGCAUGAGCUGAGGCUAAAGUCGCAAUCACAAGCAAAACUGCAGGCCAGAAGGGAUACGCGUGGAUAACACAAGCGGGUAGUUAGCCAGGAACUCAGCGGAACGGGCAGAACACCCACUUCCCACAAAACCAGGACGGCGUCGUCCCCGCAGGAUCAGGAGCAGCAGCAGUAUAAUAGCGGAGCACCCCAGAAGCACCACCAUGAGCACGGUGUUCAUAAAUUCGCGCAAGAGCCCCAAUGUGCUGAAGAAACAAGGCACCGACCAGUGGGUCAAGCUGAACGUGGGCGGAACCUACUUCCUCACCACCAAGACGACGCUCUCCCGUGACCCAAAUUCCUUCCUCUCCCGCCUGAUUCAGGAGGAUUGCGAUUUAAUAUCGGAUCGGGACGAGACAGGCGCCUACCUGAUCGACAGAGACCCCAAAUACUUUGCACCCGUGCUCAACUAUCUGCGCCACGGCAAGCUGGUGCUUGAUGGAGUCUCCGAGGAAGGCGUGUUGGAGGAGGCUGAGUUCUACAAUGUGACGCAACUGAUAGCACUGCUAAAGGAGUGCAUUCUGCACAGGGAUCAGCGACCACAUGCGGACAAAAAGCGCGUUUAUCGGGUGCUGCAGUGUCGCGAACAGGAACUGACUCAGAUGAUCUCAACGCUGUCUGAUGGCUGGCGGUUCGAGCAGCUGAUCAGCAUGCAGUACACCAGCUAUGGGCCGUUCGAAAACAAUGAGUUCCUGUGCGUGGUCUCCAAGGAGUGCGGCACGACGGCCGGGCGAGAGCUGGAGCUAAACGACCGGGCCAAGGUCCUGCAGCAGAAGGGAUCGCGAAUUCUUGGAAUUUAAACGCGCUUUAUAUUCUCAUACCACCCUUGAAAUAUGAUCCGAACUCCCCGUCAUCAACAAACAACUCAUUCCCAAACAGUAACACAAUCAGCCACACCGACCCAACACCAAUUGGACGCAGCCAAGGAGAGCCAGAGCCACAGCCACCACAUCAGCCAGCCACUGCACAGCAGAACAGUCACCCACGACACACCAACACACAGGAUACUACACACGACCACACGAGAUCAGAUUCAGACUCAGCCAUAAAUCACGCACUAAGAUCAGCCGGAAGAUCACCCAAGCAGAGCCCGCAGGGAGACUACGCUUCAUUUGCAUUCGAGACAAAGUUAACAGGUACCACUGCGAUUCGAUUCUCGCCUUCGUGGCCGUUUUUAGCGCUUGGCUCACUGCAGCACUGUAGGACAGUGCGGCACCGCAGCGGCACUGUACGGAGUGUGUGCGGGCGUACAUGUGUUCAACUUGUAGUAAACCAGAUAGACCAGACUAUACGAGAGAUACGAAAAAACAAGCCCCUGCUUCGUUGCGCCCUGUAGCCAUAGCCAGGCGGCUGUUUCAGCCUACGCCUAAGCUUCGAGCUUCUGCUUCGCUUAAAGAGGCACGCGUAAACCAGCCAGUAAGCCAGUCAGCCAGACAUCUAGCAGAGGAUCCUCCAUCCCAGCUGCUGGGCUGCUGGGGCACUCAAUAAGCUAGGUAUAUACACAUUUAGCGGGAGUUUGUAGGGUUAGUCUUAGUAGUUUUUAUCGUGCUUACAAUAACAACCCUGACGACACAGCGGACACUUCGCUGGAGCAGUCGCGAUUCCCUUGGUUAAGCAACUAACUUACAGCACCAUACACUAGGUUCGAGCUGCAUUUACGUGUCCGAUACCGAAACCCAAGCAGGAGUCGCACAGGUCUUGUGCAUCCGUAUACCCCGGAAUUUGUAGAGCCGCAAAGCUGCCUCCGUUGAACUGUUGAAACGAGCGAAAGAUCAGGUGUGUGUUCCGUUUUGUGUAGGCCCGGUUUUACUACCUUGAGCUUUAUUUUAGUAAAACAAGCAAAGCAAAGAUAUCAACUUAAGGAAAUCAAUUGAAUCACGACUGAAUUUAUGUGAACUUGCACUCAAAGGAAAUACAUGAAAAUUGAUAGUGAGGAGAGACAUGUGAAAAGAGAAAAGUUAAACGAAAAACCUAUCCGGCGACGUUUUGUACAGACAGGCAUGAUAACUAUAUAAUAUUGUAAGUACAUGAAUGUAUAUAAUUUUAAAUAGUUACUAAUUUAUACACAAAAAAAAAAAAAAGAAAACAAGCAAAUUGAUAAUGAUUCAGAACGUCGCCACCUACUCGUACCCAUUUUGUAUCCAUUUUGACUUAUUUUACGUGCACGACAGGUGCAGUGCAGAUUAUAUAGAGUAUAACUUAUGCUUACGAGGAUUAUUUCGACGGAGAACCUUUACACUAGCAAGUAGUAGAACCGCAGCGCCCGAGUAUGCCGGACGUUAUGUCCGGCACUUAGCAAUACAGAGAAAAGGCAACUGCAAGUUAAUACAGACGCAGCAACAAAUUACUCUAAAGAUAAUACGAUAACCAAACCCCCUACUGUAACCCCAAUAAGGAUGUACUCAGCCCCACUUUACACACCCUAUACCCAUUCUGUACCCUAUACCCUGUAUCCUAUACCAUGCAGACGCAGAUGAUCGGUCCCGCCCAGGUCGCAGCUGGAUCUGGCGCUGGACCAGAUCCCCUUCAUACCUUGUUCAGGCUGCCUGGAUAUUAAUCCCUCACAUAAUAUGAAUAUAUAUGAAUAAACUUGGAACCCUUUUCUAAAAAA